AUGCGUACCUUUAUUGUAUUGUGCUUUGUUGCAUUGUGCUCUGCUUCACUGGAGGGGUACAACUAUCCUAGCCAAGCAAAUGGUCCUAGUGUGGGUACUAUCUCUGGAAUUUCAAAACGUUUCUUUAUUCACUCAGCCCCCGAAGAGGAAGGUGUAGAAGUCCAUCAACACGACAUUGCUGUCGGUACACCACGCAAAAACCUUAAUGUAGUUUUCGUUAAAGCUCCAGCUGAGAAACAACAAAAGAUUCAGGUCCGUAUCACACCGGCUGUUAAUGAGGAAAAGACUGCUGUCUAUGUUCUAUCGAAGAAAGCUGAUGCUCCUAUUGUGGAAUCCAUUGUUCAAGAACCGGUUACAACCACCAGCAAACCUGAAGUUGCUUUCAUCAAAUAUCGUACAAACGAGGAAGCCGAACAUGCUCAACGUCACAUUUUGGCUGAAUACGAUCGUUUGGGUGGCACCACAAGUGUUUCCGAUGAAGGUGUUGCUCUUGUUAAAUCUGUUAUUGGUCUUUUCGAUACACUGCAACAAAGCGGUCAAGAAAAAUCUGAUGCUGCGCCAACUGGUGAAUAUUUACCCCCAACCGAAAGUCAUUAA
Molecule: messenger RNA, 597 nt
Organism: Musca vetustissima
Lineage: Eukaryota; Metazoa; Arthropoda; Insecta; Diptera; Muscidae
Exons: 2
Coding region: 1-597 (198 amino acids)
Source: RefSeq, a predicted model, not a curated record